Messenger RNA from Fundulus heteroclitus (mummichog), 3483 nucleotides. RefSeq names its product Spi-1 proto-oncogene b (gene spi1b). Lineage: Eukaryota; Metazoa; Chordata; Actinopteri; Cyprinodontiformes; Fundulidae. Gene Ontology annotation, cellular component: nucleus. Gene Ontology annotation, molecular function: DNA-binding transcription factor activity, RNA polymerase II-specific; sequence-specific DNA binding. Gene Ontology annotation, biological process: regulation of transcription by RNA polymerase II; cell differentiation. The record is from RefSeq and is a predicted model, not a curated record. The coding region runs from base 1811 to 2605 and encodes 264 amino acids. The transcript has 5 exons.
CAAUUUCAGUGACAAUCGCUCUUCUGCUUGCUGUAUGUGUUUAAAAUAAGGUUUGACUUUGUAUUUUUCAAGUAAAGGAGAAAUCUGCACUUAUAUUGACCCUGGUUAGGAGAUCAAGAUAACCUUUAGUAUUUUAAUCUUACAGCAAGUAAUCUAUUUACUGCUUUGCCUUAUCACGGAGCUGCAUUCUUCCUCUUGAACACGCAGCCCUACUAAUAAUACACUUUCAGAUUUGUGCCACAUGCUUACUGUACCAUUCGACUGUUAUUUCAGCAUCAAGGAUAUGCGCGUUCAUUUUCUCUGGUGCCAUCCUCAGAGACUUGACGAAAACACGCCCAAACCAGAAUGUCACCUGAACAGUGUGGCCAGAGUUUAGCAGAGCAUGUUGCAUACAAGUAUGCUGGUUAAUGAAAACAAACCACCUUUUCUCGGUUUCCUAGCAUGAUAUCAGUGGUGUUCGCUUCCUCAUGUUGAUGGUUCCAAGCAGCGGCUUCUCUGUGAGCUGCUCCAACACUGUAAUCCUAAUCUCCAUUCACGGCUCAGAGUGGUUACAGCACAGAGACUGUACCUACAUCUUAUCUUCCAGCUGUGCAUGGGGCUGUGUGUAUCUGAGGAGAGGAUGGGACGGGGAUGGCUUGUUUUGCUAAUUUAAAGUGGUUUAGGACUGUAAAUCAGAAAACAGUGGAAUUUAAUCCAAACAUCUAGUAGAAAUAUGGGAUGAACAUAGGAUAUUUCUCUCAAUUUUAUAUCUUAAAAGCAAGAAGGCAAUUUUUCCUGCUAUCUUCAUGCAUUGCAGCCAUAUUAAAAACGAAGCUCAGGGUUGAUCGGCCUGCACCGGCUUUCCCAGCUGGAAUUGACGUUUAUUCCAAAGAUUUGACUUCCGAGUUCAAAGAGAUUGCAUCACAAGUCAAAGUUUCUGGGAUGAAGCUAAAACCUUCUUCCUGCCUUGUGAGUGGUCCCAUGUGAGAGAAACAGGAAGGAGACCCUCUAGAUUUGUUGCACAAGUUAACGACAACACGAGCAGUGGAACAGAUAAUGAUUUUAAAAUGUGAACUUCGUAGGAGAUGAACUGGUUAAUAUGGUUUUAGACUCUCUUCCUUUGGCUUUCAUGCACACUAUCAAAUGUUUUUGAUUAAACCUUACAUGUUUACAACUGUGAACAAAUUAAACUGUCUUUAAAUUAAACAAAAACUAUAUCUAUUGUGUUAAAUAUGCACAUAAAUAAAUGUCCUGAUGCUAUAUUUCAGAAAGUAAACCCCCCUUUAAAAUGUAUGUGCAGAGUAUAUAGUUAACAAGUUAAAUAUAUUCACACACUUCACAGUAGGCUGUGUUUAUCACCUGUGAAGCAGAUCAUUGAGUGAGAAACUGUCACUGCAGAAAGCCCUUGAUGAUGAUUGGCCACCGAGGGAGGAGACAGUUUAUUCUCCGCUGAUAAAUGUGAAGCUUCAUGGUCUUCUCUGACAAAUCAUCAAUAGCCAGGAACCUGUAGCAGGCACACUUGAAUGCUCCCACCCACAGACGUUUUACAGAAGUAAAAAGUUCCUUUUUCAUUUCACCGGCAAACAGCAACGAGGCCUGGUUCACUUUGACUUUGCCUGAAAAAGCUUCAGGCCUCCGAGCGCAGCUAAGGUCACAAGCUCCGGCUAUACAAUAAGAGCGAGGGAGACAUCUUUUUGGGGGGGUUGGUUUUCGUUGAGUGAGAGGAAAUUUUGAAACAUUGUGCAAUGGUGCCACAAAAGUUUUGAAAGGUUGUGAGAGCGUUUUUGCCACUAAAGCGUCUGAGAGUCGGUUUGUUGGAGAAGAGGUCUCCAUGUUGCAUCCAUACAGAAUGGAGAGCUACCUCAUCCCUCCUCAUACAGAAGAAAUGUACGAGUCUGACAUCUACAGACAUCAAAUUGCAGAAUAUUAUAAUCCAUACGUACUAGAUACUGAUAUCCAGGCAGAUCACUGGGAUUACCACUCGCAUCCCCACGUGCACCCUGUCGAGUUUGAAAACCUCCAAGAGAGCAACUUCACAGAGCUGCAGAGCGUCCAGCCUCUCCAUCCGCCUGGCCUCAUACGACAUGACCCCUUGCGAUACGACGCGGAGACCCUGCUCGAGCCGAACCUAGCCGCACAUCCACAUGUGCUGCAGCAACAAGUAGCCUUCUACCCUCGGGCUAUGUAUCCACCUCGUGUAUCUCAACGCAGCUCUGAUGAUGAGGAGCAUGGAGGAAGGAGUCCCCCGCUCGAAGUUUCAGAUGAAGAGUGCUUGAGAGACCGAGUCCCUUACGUCACAUCAGCCGAGCUAGGUAACAAAAAGAAGAUCCGGCUGUACCAGUUCCUGUUGGACCUUCUAAGGAAUGGAGACAUGAAGGACAGUAUCUGGUGGGUGGACAGAGACAAGGGGACGUUUCAGUUUUCCUCUAAACACAAGGAGGCUCUCGCACACCGCUGGGGAAUCCAGAAGGGAAACCGAAAAAAAAUGACAUAUCAGAAGAUGGCUCGCGCCUUGCGCAACUAUGGCAAAACUGGCGAGGUGAAGAAAAUCAAGAAGAAGUUGACGUAUCAGUUCAGUGACGAGGUGCUAGGGAAGAGUCAUCUGGAGAGAAAGUCUUACAUUUAGGCUGUAAAGGUCUUCUCUAGUGUGUCUGUAGCCACAUCGUUAAACCCGGUUAUCUGUUAGAUAGCAUUAUAGGAAUUUAAAAAAAGAUGAUGCUGUACAGUACCAGCCCUCCUGAGAAUAUGCUAAAAUUUUUAGUCAUCAUGCUUGCAUGGUCUCCAGGCUCAUUCUUCGAGAAAACGUGGAGGGAAACCACUUGGUGAGAGUUUUAAAAAGUCCGUAGAGGGGAAAACUCAGUACCUACAUAAAAAAGUAUUCCUUUAACGGAAUACAAUACUAUCGUUAAAUGAGGUGUUAGAAGCAACAGAAAGCAAAAGCAACCAAAGCUAUUAGAAAUGGGGUUUUCUCCUAUUUCCUUCAUAUUUCCUGUAAUCCAUUUAUCUGUCUUUUUAUAAAUAAAAAAAAAAGACUUCCUAGAUUUGGCCAGAAGUGAAUAGUACUGAGGACCCCAUGAUAAAGAGUUAAGAGUAGUUUUGUGUCUGUAGCUAAUUUCUACCUGUAACAGUUAUUCUGUCUUUUCUGAAACUGUCCCGAUGUUAUCAGGCUGUAUAUUUAUGCAUUAAUACGAGCAGGCUCUAUCUGAGUGGCAGCAAGUCCUCGGUCCUCACAUCUUGCUGGGCCUUGCCCAUUUUCUCCACCGUGUUUAGCACAUGAAUAAGUUCUCUUAGUUGUGUAAAUUUACUGUGUUUAUGUAGCCUCCUUAUACGUGCAGGUUAGUAUUUAAACAGCCUGAAUGCAAAUAGGUGAUUAAGUAGAAAUACAUCCUCUGUGUUCAGGUAAUAUAUAUUGUGCCUUACUAUAUACCAUGAACUGUACAAACUGUAUGGGUGAGAGUUGCUUGUAAAGAAUAAAUUGUGCAUUAAACAAAUGUGUGUGGCUCC